AUGACAAAGCUUCUCCUGCUCCUCACCCUGCUCACACAGCAUGGAUUCCAGGGAAUUCGAGCGCUUUCAGAUUUAUCAGGUUGUGGAAAGCCAAUUUUUUCUGAAAGGAUUGUGGGAGGAGAAGACUCUGUUCCGGGAGAAUGGCCCUGGCAGAUCAGCCUGCAGUUCAAUGGCAUUGCCCACUGUGGAGGCUCCCUCAUCAGUGACACCUGGGUGCUGACAGCCGCUCACUGCGUUAUGGUGUCUGAGGAUACCUCUGCAUACAUAGUCUAUCUUGGGGCAUACCAGUUAUCAGACCUCCAGAACAACACAACAGUGUCCAGAGCAGUGGAAAAAAUAAUUAUCAACCCCGACUUUACAAGUGAGGGAUCCAGUGGGGACAUUGCUUUGGUGAAACUAGAGAGUCCUGUCAAUUUUACAGAUUUUAUCCUUCCGGUGUGCCUGCCAUCUCAAGCUGUCCAGCUGCCAGAGGGGACCUUGUGCUGGACCACAGGCUGGGGAAAUGUACAAGAAGAUGUGCCCCUCCCCACCCCUAAAACUCUUCAGAAGGUGAAGGUAGAGCUGAUAGACAACACACAUUGCAACACAAUGUACAACUCUGGUAGGGCCUCUAGGUCCAGCUAUAGUCUUAUCAAGGAUGACAUGAUGUGUGCCGGCUACCAAGAGGGGAAGAAGGAUUCAUGUCAGGGUGACUCCGGUGGACCGCUCAUGUACAACGUGAACGGUGUUUGGCUGCAGAUUGGCAUUACCAGCUGGGGUAUUGGAUGCGCAAUGGCCAAUCGGCCUGGAGUUUACACCAGAGUCCAGUACUACCAGUCCUGGCUUCAGCAGUAUGUGCCCUCUUUGCCGUACAGCAAUGGGGGGAGCAUUUUACUUCCAAGUAAAAUCUUCAACACAACUAAAGCCCCCAUCACCUUACAACCCAAGACCAGUAUUGUGAAGUCCACCCCGCAUGGUCAAGAGGUGGGACCCUCAACUCCCAGUGUUUUCACAAAUGUGGGCUUCACAUAUGGUGGAGCUCACUCUCAUGUCUGGUCCAUGGUCAGCCUCCUGGUGAUCCUCCUGAGCCCAUUGCUUCUGCUGUGA
This is a messenger RNA of Bufo gargarizans (Asiatic toad), 1086 nucleotides long. Its product is annotated as serine protease 27-like. Gene Ontology annotation, biological process: proteolysis. The transcript is spliced from 6 exons. Gene Ontology annotation, molecular function: serine-type endopeptidase activity. The record is from RefSeq and is a predicted model, not a curated record. The coding region runs from base 1 to 1086 and encodes 361 amino acids. NCBI's taxonomy places the organism in Eukaryota, Metazoa, Chordata, Amphibia, Anura, Bufonidae.